GCGACGUAAAAGGUCGGACUCAAAAGGAAACGUUUGGGAGCGUUGCUUAGUAGGGCCGCCUUCCGCCCCUGCUUAGCUUAUAUUGCGACGUCCCAUUGGUUGCUGGCUCGCCCUAUGAGUAGCUAGAGGGGAAGCGGUCGCCGAGUGGCUGGCGUGCGAUGGCGGACCGUCUCACCCAGUUGCAGGACGCGGUGAACUCGCUUGCAGAUCAGUUUUGUAAUGCUAUUGGAGUAUUGCAGCAGUGUGCCCCUCCUGCAUCUUUCAACAAUAUACAGACUGCAAUAAACAAAGAUCAACCUGCUAAUCCUACAGAAGAAUAUGCCCAACUGUUUGCUGCACUAAUAGCAAGAACUGCUAAGGAUAUUGAUGUUUUAAUAGAUUCAUUGCCUAGUGAAGAAUCUACAGCCACAUUACAGGCUGCUAGUCUGUAUCGCUUGGAGGAAGAGAACCAUGAGGCAGCUGCCCGUCUAGAAGAGGUGGUUUAUCGUGGAGAUAUGCUCUUGGAAAAGAUACAAAGUGCUUUAGCUGACAUUGCUCAAUCACAGCUAAAGACAAGAAGUGGUACAGUCAGCCCAUGCCAGAUUAACAGCAGCAGUUGAAAAUGUGUACUUCUGCAAAAAGUGUGGGGAGAUGUGUUAGGAUGAGAGAUGAAGAAUCAAAACCCUGCGUCACUCUGGCGCCUUUAUCCUACAGAAGAAUUUGUAGUGCUGUUAUAAGAGAAAGCAUGCAUGUUUGCAAGUUUUAUAUUACAGAGAAUUUUUGUAGUUGGCUCAAACAUUGAGAGUUGCUGACAUUUUAUUUCCAUAUAUUUCUUAUGCAAAAGCCCUGAGCUUUUAUCACUUUGUCAGUAGGUAAGAAUGCUGCAUCACACUAAUUAAAUAGCUUUGUAUAGUCAUAGAUGAAGCGGUGCUUCCAGUAAGGUGUGCCUGUAAGACAUAUCACUACACACAUGCUUUGCAAGGAAGUGCUUUCUGGGCUGGAAGCAGAUCACUUCUGAAUUGUCCCUUUGCUGUAGCCUCAAGUUUGCUGACAGUAUUAAGUUUUUGGAUGUAUUAGGGACAUGAGCAACAUAUUUGGGGUGGGUCUGUAGAGGUUUGGAUUUAUUUGGAAGAUCACAGGAUGGUGAUUGGAAGUGGAAGAGCAUAAUGGAAAUCCCAGAAGCUGUUGAGAAAAGGCCAGCUUGUAGACAGCUAUAUUUAGGAGGAAUGCAUGCUCCCCCAGCUACAGGCAUGGUAUGAUGAACCUUAGAGGUGAGAUCUUGGAGAAGAGAAGGUAUGAGAGAACUGGAGGUUUCCCUUCCUCUUCUACUCUGCUAAAUCAAAUGAUAGAAGGAAUUGUAAACUGUGGUCUUCAUAGAAGAAAUAGGUGGAAGCUUGGUUUUUGUGGUAUCUGACAUCUGAAGCUAAGACAAUCUGAGUGAGCAAAGCAUAAAUUAUUUCAUUCCUGAAGUUGGGCUUCAGAAGAAAUAAUAUCUUUCUGUACCCAGUUUACUGUGCUAAUUGUGUAUGUUCAGAAGAAACAAGAAAUAGUUCUGGGGAUGUCUGCAUUAGGGUUGUUCCCUGCUGUAUAUAAGAUAAAAAUCAAAUUUUGGUUCAAAUUUAUUUCUAAUCUUCUGUUAUAUGAAGAUGCAAAUGAAAAUACUAAAACUCAA
This is a messenger RNA of Pogona vitticeps (central bearded dragon), 1651 nucleotides long. RefSeq names its product mediator complex subunit 21 (gene MED21). Gene Ontology annotation, cellular component: mediator complex. Gene Ontology annotation, molecular function: transcription coregulator activity. Gene Ontology annotation, biological process: regulation of transcription by RNA polymerase II. The record is from RefSeq and is a predicted model, not a curated record. Lineage: Eukaryota; Metazoa; Chordata; Lepidosauria; Squamata; Agamidae.